Molecule: messenger RNA, 2421 nt
Organism: Fragaria vesca subsp. vesca
Lineage: Eukaryota; Viridiplantae; Streptophyta; Magnoliopsida; Rosales; Rosaceae
Product: glutamate receptor 1.4-like
Exons: 5
Coding region: 1-2421 (806 amino acids)
Cellular component (GO): plasma membrane
Molecular function (GO): glutamate-gated receptor activity
Source: RefSeq, a predicted model, not a curated record
AUGGAGUUUCAGGGGUUGAGGCAAACAGUGAUCAUGGCAUUUGUGACCUUCUGUUGCCUCAGUGGCCACUUGUGUGCUGAUAUUGAGAAAACAAAUAAUGAAACUAAUCCCAUUGUUGUUGAAGAUCAGGUAAAGGUCAAUGUCGGAGUGAUUCUCGACAUGGGAUCAAGGGAAGGAAAGAUUAUUCUCAGCUGUAUAUCAAUGGCCCUCUCUGAUUUUUACCAUCUGCAUGAUAACUACAGCACAAGAGUAGUUCUCCACAGUAAGGAUUCCAAAGGUGAACCUCUGCCUGCACUGUCAGCUGCCAUUGGUCUUUUGGAAACCAUCAGAGUGGAAUCAAUAAUUGGUGCACAAACAAGAGAGGAGGCAAACCUUUUAGCAGAAUUAGGAGAAGCGGCUAAAGUCCCUGUGAUGUCUCUUUCUCCUCCUCUGGCUGACAAUAAAUACCGUUUCUUUGUUGAUAUCACGCGCAGUGAUCAAGCCGCUGAAGUUAGGGGAAUCAGUGCCCUUAUUGAAGUUUUCAGAUGGAGGGAUGUUAUACUUUUAUAUGAUAAUAAAGCAUAUGAGGAAGAUUUCAUUCCAUCAUUAGUCAACUCUUUCCAGGAGAUCACACAUGGGACUGUUUCAUUCAAGAGUUCCAAUAUUGCUUCCUCCUCAUCAAAUGAAGAAAUCAUUGAAGAGCUCCAAAAGCUGACGAGAUUGAAGAUUAAGGUAUUUGUGGUGCAUGUGUCACAUUUGUUUGCGCCGCGCCUUUUCUUAAAUGCUAAUAAGUUAGGGAUGAUGAGUGAAGGGUAUGUCUGGAUCGUGACUUCGAAUAGCAUGAACUUAUUGCAGUCCAUGAAUUUAUCUGUUAUUGAGUCGAUGCAAGGAGUGGUUGGUUUCAAGUCUUCUAUUCCAGCAUCGAUGAGCCUUCACAGUCUUGCUUCAAGAUUAAGGAGGAAGUUUUACUUGGAGGAUCCCAAUAUGGAAGCGAUAAGGGAGUUGAAUGCAGAAGCAGUCUGGGCAUAUGAUGCAACUUGGGCUCUAGCAGAAGCUGCUGAAAAAGCAAGGCUUACAUAUUCUAGCACCAGAUCCUCCAAAAAUGGAGUUUUGCUUCUUAGUGGGAUAUUGCAGACUAGAUUUAGAGGUUUAAGCAGUGAUAUUCAGUAUCUAAAUGGAAAAUUGAUUCCAUCAGAACCAUUUGAGAUAGUUAAUGUUAUUGGAAAAGGUGAGAUCAAAAGGAUUGGUUUUUGGCCUUGCAAAGAAGAAGUAAAAUCCGGAAAAGGGUCGCCCCAUCAGCAGCUUAUUCAUAGGAGGAGUAAUUUAGUUUCUACAAUUGAUCUUGAAAGAAUCAUAUGGCCUGGAGGAUCCAUGAAGGAAUUGAGUAGUAGUGAAACAAUUAAACUAAGAAUUGGUGUUCCAGUGAGAUUUGGGUUCAAGGAACUUGUCCGUGUCGAGCAUGAUCUUGAAACCAAUACGACUCAUGUCACUGGCUUCUCUAUAGAUGUAUUCAAAGCUGCAAUAGAAGCUUUGCCGUAUGAAGUGGUUUAUGAGUUUAUUCCAUUUGAGGAUGCCAAUGGAAAUGCUGCUGGGACUUAUAAUGAUCUUGUCUACCAGGUUUAUCUCAAGGGCUGGGCACUUAGUACCGGAAUCCCGAUCCCGUACCGGUUCUAUCCCGAAACGGAGAAGUUGUCAAAUAAUUUGGCAAAGUUUGUAGUGAUCAUAUGGGUGUUUGUCGUGCUUAUAUUGACGUCGACUUACACUGCAACUUUAGCAUCAAUGAUGACUGUCAAACAGAUACAGUUAAACUCAAGAGGAAACUCUAUAGGUUACCAAUCGGGUUCCUUAGGAGUUAUAUUGAACUUGAAUUUCAAAGGCCUUAAGCCAUAUCGUUCAAGUGAGGAGUAUCUUGAAGCUUUAUCAAAAGGAACCAAGCAUAAUGGUGUUUCUGGGAUAAUUGACGAGGUCCCAUACAUCAAAAUCUUCCUCGCAAACAAUUCUGCUGACUACUCGAUGAUUAAAACCGAGUCUAUCACCAAUGGUUUUGCCUUUGUUUUCCCUAAAGGUUCGAAAUUGGUUCAGGAUGUGUCGAGGCAAAUCGAACGUCUGAGACAAGAAGAGAAGCUUAUAGAGAUGGAGAAGACCUGGUUUCUUAGAAAAACAACUCUUAUGUCUGAUGAGGAUAUUAAAGAUCCCAAUACGAUUGACCUCCACGACUUUCGCGGUCUAUUUCUUAUUAGUGGUGCUUCUUUAGCUCUUGCUCUUUUCUUGUUCAUAGUUGUAUCUGAUACAUUUAGAAAUCUGAUUAGAGGACUAGUGCAGCUGAUUCGAAGACAACUGCAGCGUUUAAGGGUGUUUGUCUCGAACACAGCAUGCAGUAGAACUGAACAGAACUGCUGUAUGUCACUUCCAAUGCAGCUGUACAUAUAUACUGUCCGUUAG